GGGGUGAAGGGUCGCGUUCUUUGACCCGCAGGUUUCCGCCAAGAUGGCUGCCCUGAUGAAGUUUUCGCGUGCUCUCGCCAAAAUUUCGACCUCUCCCGGCCCUCUCCUGAGAGCGGGAUGUCCUCGCUACUGCAGCAGCGAGGUCAUGUCGCCCAAGGUGCACGACAAGAUCGAGGAGAAACGGCGAGCCGCGCUGUUGGGAGGGGGGCAACACCGGAUAGACGCGCAGCACAAGAAGGGCAAACUGACGGCCAGGGAGAGGGUCGACUUGCUGGUGGAUCCGGGGACGUUUGUUGAGUAUGACAUGUUUGCGGAGCAUCGCUGCUCGGACUUUGGCAUGGAGAGGGAAGAGAACAAGUUCCCGGGAGACGGCGUGGUCACAGGCCACGGGCGUAUCCACGGGCGACCCGUCUACCUCUUCAGUCAGGACUUUACGGUGUUCGGCGGCAGCCUUUCCAGCGCUCAUGCUCGCAAGAUUUGCAAGAUAAUGGACCAGGCCAUGCUGACUGGAGUGCCUGUGAUUGGUCUGAAUGAUUCGGGCGGGGCCCGUAUCCAGGAGGGGGUGGAGUCGUUGGCUGGGUAUGCUGACAUCUUCCAGCGCAAUGUGGAGGCCUCUGGCGUGGUGCCACAGAUUUCCCUCAUCAUGGGCCCGUGUGCGGGAGGGGCGGUCUACUCGCCGGCGCUGACGGACUUCACCUUCAUGGUCAAGGACACGUCGUACCUCUUCAUCACAGGGCCUGAUGUGGUCAAGUCAGUGACUCGUGAGGAAGUUACUCAGGAGGAGCUGGGAGGAGCAAAGACACACACUACGUUGUCGGGCGUCGCCCACAAAGCGUUUGAAAAUGACAUCGAUGCUCUGCUGCGACUGCGAGACUUCUACAACUUUCUGCCUCUUAGUAACAGGGACCCUGCACCCAUCCGCCCCACAGAGGACCCAGCUGACCGCCUGUGCCCGGUUCUGGACCACCUGGUGCCGCUGGACUCCCACAAACCGUACAACAUGCUGGACGUCAUCCAGGCUGUCAUCGAUGAGGAAGACUUCUUCGAGAUCAUGCCGAAUUACGCCAAGAACAUCAUCGUGGGCUUCGCGCGGAUGAACGGCCGUACGGUCGGAAUCGUCGGCAACCAGCCCAAGGUGGCUUCAGGUUGCCUGGAUAUCAACGCGUCCGUGAAAGGCGCGAGGUUCGUACGCUUCUGCGACGCCUUCAACAUCCCCCUCAUCACGUUUGUCGAUGUUCCCGGGUUUCUCCCCGGAACGUCGCAGGAGUACAACGGAAUCAUCCGCCACGGCGCCAAGCUGCUCUACGCCUACUCGGAAGCCACCGUGCCCAAAAUCACAGUCAUCACUAGAAAGGCCUAUGGAGGUGCGUAUGAUGUGAUGGCCUCCAAACAUGUGAAGGCUGACAUCAACUAUGCCUGGCCGACAGCGGAGGUCGCCGUCAUGGGGGCAAAGGGCGCCGUGUCAAUCAUCUUCAGGGGGGACAAGGACCAGGCCAAGAAAGAGGCAGAGUACGUGGAUACGUUUGCGAACCCUUUCCCGGCCGCGAUUCGUGGUUUCGUGGACGAUAUUCUGGAGCCAAGAAUGACCCGACAGCGAAUCUGCAGAGACCUCGAUCUUCUGUCCACCAAGAAGGAGAGCAGACCAUGGAAGAAGCAUGCAAACCUUCCGCUUUGAUGCCCGUUUUAUCAGAUAUUACUGUACAACUUAAACUGUGUGUCGAUGAAGGUUAGACAUCCAGGUAAUAAGAAACUCCAAAAAGCAGUUCUUCAAGCAACUGCAUACUGAAUAUCUUUCGUCAGUGGAUACUAUCUGUAUUAAAGGUCUGACCAUUUCCAAAUCAUAUCCAGUUGCUUGAGUAACUGCUUUUUGGCAUAUCUUAAAAUGUUAUUGUACAUGAAUAUGGCAUGGACAGGGAGGUAGGUGUGUGUGUGGGGGGGGGGGGGUGCAUUUAUGAAGUAUGUAUUACUAAGAAUUGUAGCUGACUAACAUGGGGAAAUUUGAUGGAACAGUUUUGCAAUGAAACUAAAGUGAAAGUUUGUUGUGAAGUGUUUUUAAUAUACACAGGUUGACUAAAGAUCACAGGAGAGGGAAACAUUAGUACAAGGGAAAUGUACAUGUAUUGUUGUAUAAACACGUGUACAGGGGAAAAAGUAAUAAAAGGAAUAUUACUUGGAUAAUCUCA
Molecule: messenger RNA, 2183 nt
Organism: Branchiostoma floridae (Florida lancelet)
Lineage: Eukaryota; Metazoa; Chordata; Leptocardii; Amphioxiformes; Branchiostomatidae
Product: propionyl-CoA carboxylase beta chain, mitochondrial-like
Exons: 9
Coding region: 44-1675 (543 amino acids)
Cellular component (GO): mitochondrion
Molecular function (GO): propionyl-CoA carboxylase activity
Source: RefSeq, a predicted model, not a curated record